Molecule: messenger RNA, 2890 nt
Organism: Lotus japonicus
Lineage: Eukaryota; Viridiplantae; Streptophyta; Magnoliopsida; Fabales; Fabaceae
Product: switch 2
Exons: 8
Coding region: 90-2765 (891 amino acids)
Molecular function (GO): ATP-dependent chromatin remodeler activity; ATP binding
Source: RefSeq, a predicted model, not a curated record
GUACUGUGUCGGUUAAGAAAAUAGAAGCAUCAAAGUUUGAACAAAAUCUAAACGUUCUCUCUCUCUCUCUCUCUCUCUCUCUUCGUGCCAUGUCGCUGCAGGCUCUGAAGGAAACUCUGAGACAUUGCACAACCCAGCAAUCACAAUCACAAUCACAACCACCUUCUUCUUCUUCAUCCCUUACCCAAACACACCGCAAUUCGAUUCUCCACUCUUCUGAUUCCCAAUUCCCAAUCCAUCGAAUACCCCCUAAAUCCUCUCUCUCCCUCCAGCUUCUCCGACUUCAAGAGCCAACUCUUCAACCCCACAUUCCCCUUCACUCCCAAACCCAAACCCAUCAACAACAACCAAAACAAGAACCAGAACAAGAACAAGAAGAACAAGAAGAAGAAGAGCCAGAGUUAAACAGGGCGAAAUUCUGCACAGCCAAAACAUCCCAGUUUCAAUUUGAUCACACUGGACCCUUUGAGUCUUUAGUGUUGUCUUCACAAGGAGAAGCUCCUGUUGUUCAGGUCCCUGCGUCUAUAAAUUGUAGACUGCUUGAGUAUCAAAGAGAGGGAGUGAAGUUCUUGUAUGGUUUGUACAAGAACAAUCAUGGAGGCAUCCUUGGAGAUGACAUGGGUCUUGGAAAGACCAUUCAAGCUAUAGCAUUUCUUGCUGCCAUCUUUGGUAAAGAAGGAGAGUCUGUUCUAAGUGAAAACUGGGUAAAGAAAAGAGACCCGGUAUUAAUAAUUUGCCCAAGUUCUGUUAUUCACAACUGGGAGGACGAAUUCUCUAAGUGGUCUAACUUCAGUGUUUCCAUUUAUCAUGGUGCAAACCGGGAUCUGGUAUAUGAUAAAUUGCAAGCAAAUGGAGUGGAGAUACUUAUUACCAGUUUUGACAGUUACAGAAUUCAUGGCAGAUCCUUUUUAGAUAUCAACUGGAACGUCGUGAUUAUUGAUGAGGCUCAUCGACUUAAGAAUGAUAGAUCAAAACUCUAUAAAGCAUGUUUAGAAAUCAAAACCCUGAGACGCUAUGGUCUUACUGGGACCGUAAUGCAAAAUAAGAUUAUGGAAUUGUUCAAUCUCUUUGACUGGGUUGCACCUGGAUCCCUUGGAACAAGGGAACACUUUCAUGAUUUCUACGAUGAACCCCUUAAGCUGGGCCAGAGGUCAACUGCUCCUGAUAGGUUUGUCCAAAUUGCUAAUAAGAGAAAGCAACACCUUGUGACAGUUCUUCGUAAAUAUAUGUUGAGAAGGACAAAGGAGGAGACCAUUGGGCAUCUUAUGAUGGGGAAGGAAGAUAACAUUGUAUUCUGUGCAAUGAGUGAUUUGCAAAAACGUGUUUACAGAAGAAUGUUACAGCUUCCCGAUAUUCAGUGCCUUAUAAAUAAAGACCUGCCUUGUAGUUGUGGUAGCCCUCUUACUCAAGUUGAAUGUUGUAAAAGGCUGAUACACGAUGGAGCUAUUUGGCCUUACUAUCAUAGAGAUAAGGAAAAUGGUUGUGAUUCAUGCCCCUUUUGCAUUGUCCUUCCAUGCCUCCUCAAGCUUCAACAGAUAAGCAAUCACCUUGAGCUGAUUAAGCCAAACCCCAAAGAUGAUCCUGACAAACAAAUUAAAGAUGCUGAGUUUGCUGCUGCUGUCUUUGGCCCUGAUAUUGAUUUAGUGGGUGGGAACAUGCAGAAUGAGAGUUUCAUGGGUCUAAGUGAUGUGAAAGAUUGUGGCAAAAUGCGAGCACUUGAAAAACUAUUGUUCUCAUGGAUUUCACAUGGUGACAAAGUUCUUUUGUUUAGCUAUUCUGUAAGGAUGCUGGACAUAUUGGAAAAAUUUCUCAUACGAAAAGGCUACUGCUUCUCAAGACUUGAUGGGUCCACUCCAACUAGUUUACGUCAGUCUAUAGUUGACGAUUUCAACUCAAGUCCGAGCAAACAAGUAUUCCUGAUAUCAACUCGUGCUGGUGGGCUUGGAUUGAACCUUGUCAGUGCAAACCGUGUUGUAUUAUUUGAUCCCAACUGGAAUCCUGCACACGAUUUACAAGCUCAGGACAGAUCCUUUCGCUAUGGGCAGAAGCGGCAGGUUAUGGUGUUCCGUCUUCUCUCAGCUGGUUCACUUGAAGAACUAGUUUAUACUCGGCAGGUGUACAAGCAGCAGCUCUCAAACAUUGCUGUCUCUGGAAAGAUGGAAAAACGAUAUUUUGAAGGUGUUCAGGACUGCAAGGAAUUCCAAGGGGAGCUUUUUGGAAUAUGCAAUUUAUUUCGAGAUUUAUCUGAUAAGCUAUUCACCAGUGAGAUCAUUGAAUUACAUGGGGCAAGUAAAGAACAUGGGCAUAAACCAGAACAAGAAGAAAAAAUAAAUCAUUCAGAAGAAACGGGUUCAUUAGCAUCAGAGUCUGAAACCAAGUUAUGUACUGAAUCUGGAACGGCUGCAACAAGUAAACCAGAUCUUGCAUUUGAAGACCUUGGCAUUGUCUAUGCUCAUCGCAAUGAAGACGUUGUCAACUCAAGACCAGGGAUUCAAGAGAAAAAACAUACCACCACCCGUUCAAAUGAUGGCCUAAGCGAGCCAAGCAUCUCUUCAGCCCACAGAAGAAAGAAACCAGACUGUGUAACUAAAAAACAGAAACUUCCUUUGAUUGAUGAAAGGAAGAGAACCCAAUAUAGCCUCCUUGCCCAGUUUAUGGGCAUGGGAGAGCUUGCAUUUAGCAAAUGGUUACUAUCAGCCUCUCCACUGGAGAGGGAAAAAGUGCUUGUAGACUACAAGAAGAAAAAGAAAAUACCUCAUGGUUGAAAAGUAGUUCUUGUGGGUCACAAAACAAAUGCUGACCUUCCAUGUAUAGCUAUUUACAAUCCCAAAACUUGUAAAUUAGGGUAACAUUUGUACAUAUGGAUGUAUAGUCAAUUUUCCUUUUACAA